Messenger RNA from Lingula anatina, 882 nucleotides. RefSeq names its product 26S proteasome non-ATPase regulatory subunit 10-like. The record is from RefSeq and is a predicted model, not a curated record. NCBI's taxonomy places the organism in Eukaryota, Metazoa, Brachiopoda, Lingulata, Lingulida, Lingulidae.
AUGGAUCUCAUUUACGCUGUGUUUCUUGGUGAUACUGGCGAGGUGAAGCGACUCCUGAGUGAUAGGAAUUAUGAUGUAAACGGAAAGUAUUUGUGUGAAUCGACUCCUCUGCACACAGCAGUACUGAAAGGUAGUGCAUACAUGGUGAAACUACUCCUGGACAGCGGGGCUGAGGUUAAUGCCGAGGACUCGUGGCGCAGAACACCGUUACAUUGGGCAACGUGUGGAGGCCAUGAAGACAUCGUGAGGCUUCUAUUGGAGCAUGGAGCUGAUCCUAAUAGCACGGAUGAGGAUGGCGGUACUCCUUUACAUGUGGCAGCAGAUAAAGGCCGUGAAGAUAUCGUGAAGCUUCUCCUGGAGCAUGGAGCUGAUCCUAAUAUCACCAAGGAGUGGGGCAGAACACCAUUAUAUUGGGCAGCAUAUGAAGGCCAUGAGGACAUCGUGAAGCUUCUCCUGGAGCGUGGAGCUGAUCCUAUUAUCACGGAUAAGGAUGGCAGAACUCCUUUACAUUGGGCAGCAUUGUUUGGCCAUGAAGAAUCCGUGAAGCUUCUCCUGGAGCAUGGAGCUGAUCCUCAUAUCACCGAUGAGCACAAAGAAACAGCAUAUGACAUGGCUGUAAAAAGGGACCAUGAACACGUUAAGAUAGUUCUGCAUAGAUAUGCCUUGCCACCAAUACAGACCCAUCUUCUCCGCGAGGUGAUUAUGGCAAUAAGUGAGCACGUUUCUCUCAAAGAUGUCCGCAUGCUGGCACGUGCACAGCUGGGUAUCCCGGACGCCAAGCUAGUUAACAUAGAGUACGAGAACCAAUGCAAUGCAAAGGAGCAAUCCUUCCAGAUUCUGUCACUGCAUGAAAACUUGGCUUUUGUAUAUGCUGAAAGUUGA